AUGGCAGCGCCCAACCCCACCAACAACGGCCGUCCAACGCGGCCGGUAUUGCGACAGACCCUGUCCAGCGCAUCCUUCAUCCAGGAUCAUCAGCAGUACAAACCCUCUGCCCCCAUUCAGACCAUCGGCAACGUGAUUGGCAACUCCCCUGAGUCAGCGUUUGCUGCGCUGUCCGUCAAAGCUAAUCCCAUUAGCCCCGAUCCCGAGAAGGUGACCGACAGUGGCAUUAUCCACAGCAUCUUCAACCAGCAGACCAAUGAACUGCCUACUGGAACACAGCAGCUGGUCGCUACGAUCUACUACAAGUCUGCUGAUCCUAUCCAUCCCCAUCUGCACCCCGAUUCCUCCCCUCAUGUCGGAUCUGGCCAAACUCUGCCAUCACCCAUGGUACCCGUAGGUUCCGCCCCGACGGUCGAUAUUGAGAAGAUCCCACGGGAGCCUCCCGCCCCAGAGCCGGAGCCGCUCGACCAUCUGUACGGUCCGUUUGUAUCGCAGCUCUGCCUGACCAACUUCCUUCAAAUCAUCGAAACCCUUCCGACCCCGUAUCAGCGCACCAACACUUCGCAUCGCUGCUUGGAUCGUCACGACCAGCCUCGCGUCGUCGAAGUUACCUUCUCGCCUCCUCCCAACCCGGAAUACCUCACCUUUGAGGACCUGCGGAAGCAUGAGAGCAUAUGGCGAUUCGAGCGUGAAUGGAAUGUGGAGGUUGUCCUCCAGCGGGAGAGCAUCUUCCGUCGGCACAAGCGGUUGGUAGUGUUCGAUAUGGACAGUACAUUGAUUCAGAAUGAGGUGAUCGAUGAGAUUGCCAAGUUCAUCGGCGUGGAGAAGGAGGUUUCGGAAAUCACGGCUCGUGCUAUGAACGGCGAGCUGGACUUCUCCGCAUCUCUCCGGGAGCGGGUUAGCCUGCUGAAGGGCGUUCCUGCGGAUGUCUUCGAGAAGCUGAAGUCCAUCAUCACAAUCUCUCCAGGUGCGCGCGAGCUGUGUAAGGCACUGAAGACCCUCGGCUGCAAAAUGGCAGUCUUGAGUGGUGGCUUUCAGCCUCUUGCGGAGUGGCUUGCCGAACAGCUUGGACUUGACUACGCGCAUGCCAACCAUCUCGAGAUCGAUCCUACAACGCAAACUCUGACCGGCAAAUUGGUCCCCACAUACCCCAUCAUCGAUGCAAACCAGAAGCGCUCGAUUCUUCACUCGAUUGCCGCGGAGCAUGGCAUUCCUAUCUCCCAAACUGUCGCUGUUGGUGACGGAGCCAAUGAUCUGCUUAUGCUGCACGCAGCAGGAUUGGGUGUUGCGUGGCGGGCCAAGAGCAAGGUGCAGCUCGAGGCACCGACCCGUCUUAAUGGCGAGAGCCUCGUAGAUGUCCUCUACCUCCUUGGCCUGACUAAGGAUGACAUUUCCGAGCUGAUUGCGUAG
Molecule: messenger RNA, 1410 nt
Organism: Aspergillus niger
Lineage: Eukaryota; Fungi; Ascomycota; Eurotiomycetes; Eurotiales; Aspergillaceae
Exons: 3
Coding region: 1-1410 (469 amino acids)
Biological process (GO): L-serine biosynthetic process; dephosphorylation
Cellular component (GO): cytoplasm
Molecular function (GO): L-phosphoserine phosphatase activity; magnesium ion binding
Source: RefSeq, a predicted model, not a curated record